Molecule: messenger RNA, 1257 nt
Organism: Puccinia graminis f. sp. tritici CRL 75-36-700-3
Lineage: Eukaryota; Fungi; Basidiomycota; Pucciniomycetes; Pucciniales; Pucciniaceae
Product: AGC protein kinase
Exons: 3
Coding region: 1-1257 (418 amino acids)
Biological process (GO): protein phosphorylation
Molecular function (GO): ATP binding; protein serine/threonine kinase activity
Source: RefSeq, a predicted model, not a curated record
AUGAAUCCUGAUAUUCCAAGAGGUCUAUUUCCGCAGGAACCGAAUAGAUUGUUCAAACCAUCUUCUACGGUCACUGAGCCCCUGAUGCCGACCGAGAGCGCUGUUUCCUUCAGAAUCGGCUCAUCCGACCCCAAUGACACAGACCAUGUCCGCCCCACAAGUCCCAUACAGUAUCCUGAUUAUCCUAAUCUUUCUGAAUACCACUUAUCUAGGGUCCUGGGCACUGGUUCCUUUGGCAAUGUUUACCUGGCCUGCCGUCGCUCCGAUAGACAUUCUUGUGCCAUGAAAGUCAUGACUAAGAAGGACUGCGCCUUUUCAUCCGUCGCUGGAGCUCUCAAAAGCGAAGCGAAAAUCUUGGCUUCACUUGAUCACCCUUUCGUGAUCAGAAUUGAAUCUGCCUUCCAAAAUCAAGACCAUCUGUUCCUUGGACUGCAAGUCGCAACGAAUGGGACCUUUCAUGAUUACCUGGAAGCCUAUGCACCCAUGGACCCUGCCAAAGCCAAAUUUUACAUAUGUCAACUGAUCAUGGCCCUGGACUAUAUCCAUGAGAAGAAUAUCGUUCACGGAGAUGUGAAUCCUAACAACAUUUUUGUGUCGGAAAGUGGUUACCUGAAACUUGGUGAUUUCGGCCUUGCCCGCGAUACCACUCGGGAUGAGCUCCCAAAUUCAUGCUUCGGAACUGUGCACUUCAUGGCCCCAGAGAUGAUUAGAGGCGAAGAUUUCGGCCCCUCCAUUGACUGGUGGGCCCUGGGAGUCAUCAUGUACCUGAGCGUUUUUGCCUGCUAUCCAUUUGAUGUCGCAAGUGAACGAUCAGACCAAAGAUUCCACAGGGAUAAUAACAGAAAGCUAAAGCUACUAAUCUGUACAGGACAAGUGGAAUUACCCUUUGAAAUUGAUUACAAUGCCACAGAGCUCCUAAAAGCACUGUUGUCCAAUUCCGCAGAGAGCAGAAAUUUUUCGAUGGCUCAUCUCAUUAAUGGGAAUAUCUACUUGCAGGAAGGGGUGAACUGGAAGAAUCUUCUCAACAGGGUAUAUAUAUCCCCCUUCCCACCCCCCCGCCCUCCGGUGGAUCCAAACCACCACGACGAAACAGUCGACUACUCAAUCACUUAUUUGGACCGACAACCACUCGCGACCGAACAUUAUGGAGGUUUUUUCAAUGAUUUUUACUAUGUCAGAACCCCUUGGCAGGUCCAGAAAGAGGGCCAAACACGUAUGCUCAUCCCGUCCAGCAGUGAUGCUGAGACUAAGGCCUGA